CGCGUGACAAAGCCCACCCGGCACCCCACAGGUCGUCUUCCCAUUCCCCAUUCCUCGCCGCUCUCCCGCGCCGCCGCCGCCAAGGAUGGGGAGGGUGCAGCAAGCCAUGCGCGCCGCCAAGGUCCCCCGCCACGCUCUCGUCCCGAAGCCCUCCGCGGCGUCCACCCCGACGCCCCCUCCCCCGCCACCACGUGGGCCUCGUCCCGCCGACGGUAAACCUCCCCACGGCAAGCCGCCACGGAGAACCCCCAGGGCCGCCUCCGAGCACGCGGGGGCCCUGGCCCUGCCGGACCGGCCGGCGCCUCCGGCCGAGAAGAGGCCCAUCACCACGCCCGCGGAGCUCUCGGCCGCCAUCCGCGCCGCGGUGGACGCCGACGUGGACGCGGCCGCCUCGCUCGCGCUCAAGGCCGCGCCCACCAUCCCGCUCCCGGCGCAGUCGCUCGCGCUCCUCCUCCGCCGCCUCGCCGCGCACCGCUCCGUGGCCGCGGCGCGGGACCUCCUCGCGGCGCUCCCGUACUCCGCCGACAACCCCGCGCCGCGCCCGGCGCUCCUGGCCCUCGCCGACGCGUGCUGCCGCCGCGGCGACCCGCGCGAGAUCGGGCAGCUCCUGCCCGUCCUCGCCGACCACGGCGUCCGCGCCGACGCCCACGUCUACAACGCCCUCAUGAAGGGCCACUGCGCCGACUCCGACACCGUGGGGCUCCUCGGCGUGCUCCGCCGGAUGAAGGACGACGGUGUGGACCCCGACAUCGUCACCUACAACACCCUCGUCUACGGCCUCGCGCGCGCCGGGCUCGUCGCCAAGGCCAGGACCUACCUCGACGCCAUGGCUGCCGAGGGCCUCUUCCCGGACGUCAUCACCUACACGUCGCUCAUGAACGGGAUGUGCGUCAAGGGCGACGCCCUGGGCGCGCUCAAGCUGCUCGAGGAAAUGGAGGCCAAUGGGUGCGAGCCCAAUGACAGGACGUACAACACGCUGCUCAUGGGGCUCUGCAGGAACAGGAAGCUGGACAAGGCCGUCGAGGUGUACAAGUCCAUGGUAGGGGCUGGGAUGAAGCUCGAGCCGCCGGCGUACGCGACGUUCAUCAGGGCAUUGUGUCGGGCGGGGAGGGUUCCGGAUGCAUAUGAGGUGUUUGAUUACGGGAUCGAGAGCAAGAGCAUUCCGCAGGCAACCGCGUACAGUGAGCUCGAGAGCUCACUCAAGUGGCUGCGCAAGAUGAAGGAGUAGGAUGAAGGUGCGAGGAAGACUAAUAAGCCAUUGGCUUCUGUUGCUGCUGGUGCUUGCUUCACACCUGAUUCAGUGAGUUGCAUUGCCUGGCUUGUUUUGAUACGGUAGAUUAAGCAAAAACAUUUGAAACUACUACUGUGUUUGUAUGGAGUGAUACUAUCUGUUCAAUCAAUCAGAAUGUAAGAUGAAAUUUUCGAAAACGUGAAUAUGUCAAGAUAUCUUACUCAUGUGUCAAAAUUUAGUAGCAUGAUGUAGUGCCAUUCACAACAUACACUUGUUAUCUGUUUUGUUCAACUGGCUGAAUUAGCUUGUACUCCCUCUGUAUCAAAAUAUGACGUUUUUUGACACCAUCAUAUAUUGAAUGUACAUGGAGCAUAAUGUUGGUAGCCUAUAGAGACAGGGCUCUUCUAAGUUCUGAUAAAAAAAAAAGCAAACUGAUUUUGAAUGGUCCAGGAGCAUAUCCAAUGCCCAAUGGUGUAUUGCUAGGUACAAAACUGAAUAUGAUUCUCCUGCACCUUCAGCAAAUGUUCCGAGAGUUGGACUGUUAAGAGUCAGUGUAGGAUUGAUCGAUAUUCAGGGUUUCAUGCCUUCCCCUGUUAACGGUAUAAUAUAUAUAUGUGUGUGUGGUUACUUCCACCACGACUUUAACUAUAUCUUCUCGGAAAGACCCCUAAGAAGCAGAGGUAGAUUUUCUUUUAUCUAGUUUCCCUUUUAGCUAUUUUCAUGAUGACCUGAAAUGGUACCAGCAUCUAUUCAUCCAUUGGUUAAAAGUUGAAAACAAUACAAUAUUUCUUGUAAUUUAGAAUCAUGAAGUUGCUCUGGCACGGAGCUUAGCACCUCUGCAACUACCUGCAGCGUUAGUCGUUUGCAGCGUGACUGUUAGCUUUCUGCUAAUAACCAGGAAGGUCUAGUUAUGCGGUGCCUCCUGAAGAUCAUACUACUACAUGAACAUUGCGAGCACACUAUCUAUAGUUGUAACUUGCAAGGCAACUGGAGAAGCAUGUUUUUGUGGAGCAAGUUCCAGUGCAUCUUGAUGAAACAGCGACACAUUCAUCUGGCAGUGUGAUGUUGCUUACCUGCAUGACAACAGACCAUGUGAACCAUCCUUCCUUCUCCAAGAUAACCGUUGCCAUUAUACAGAUGAUCAUGGUUUAAACCCUUGGAGCGGUGAGGAGUUGUGAUGCAGCACAAGAUCGCUUUUUUUUUGUGAACAGCGCACAAGAUCACUUUCGCAAUGUCGUGCUGGAAGGGUUUACAUCAUGCCGCAGGGAAGAACACAGGGUUUACAUCAUGCCGCAGGGAAGGAGAACACACUAGACUGCUUCUGAGUUUUGACCCCAGGAGGAUCAGAUUGCUGUAGCUAUCUGAAUAGACCACCCGAGAUCUCUAUCUCUGAAGCGACUCGCGGGGAGGUGCAGGUUUGGUGCCGGUUACGGAGUUGACGCAGUGUAUUGCGUAAAUCGUUCAGUUUUUGGGUGUGUGACAGAUUUUGGUGGACUGAAAACCGGAUUUCUCAUUC
Molecule: messenger RNA, 2747 nt
Organism: Triticum aestivum (bread wheat)
Lineage: Eukaryota; Viridiplantae; Streptophyta; Magnoliopsida; Poales; Poaceae
Product: pentatricopeptide repeat-containing protein At2g17670
Exons: 2
Coding region: 86-1228 (380 amino acids)
Biological process (GO): mitochondrion organization; RNA processing
Cellular component (GO): mitochondrion
Molecular function (GO): protein binding; mRNA binding
Source: RefSeq, a predicted model, not a curated record